ACCAGCACCAAACCCUCAGAAUCCCACCAUGCAACGCUAGUAACGGCGGCUCAUCUCCACAUUUGACCCUGUGUGUGCCAUGAUUAUGAACAAGACAUCCGGGCGGUGUGUAUGGAAGAUGGCGACACUUAUUAUCCCUGGUGAAUGGAUCAGAAACUGGGAGAAGUCUGGAAAACAUGAGUUCAUGCAACUCUGCAAAGACCUUACAGAGAAAAGUGAUCAUGGAAGUCAAAAAUUACAGACUGCCCUAUAUGAGCUCUGCUCGAACGUCAUACAGGGAAACUUGAAAUUGGAUCUUGUCACCAGCGUCCUCGGGGACAUGAUGGACCUCAGAGAAGAUAUGCCAUCCAUUUUAGCAGAUGUUUUCAGUAUAUUAGAUUUAGAGACUGGUUCUCUAGAAGAGAAAAACAAACGAGACCAUUACACUCAGUUGGUGGGAUCGUGUUUGAGUCUGAUACCUGAAGCCAUCUUGAAGGAGAGACUGGAUCCCGAGACACUAGAAUCUCUGGGAUUGAUUAAACAAGCUCAUCAGUUUAAUCAGAAGAUUGUAAAAAUCAAGACUAAACUUUUUUACAAGCAACAGAAGUUCAACUUGCUACGAGAGGAGAACGAAGGUUACGCUAAAUUAAUAACUGAGCUCGGCCAAGACCUGUCAGGCAACGUCACCAGCCACCUCGUCCUGGAGAACAUCAAGUCUCUCAUAGGCUGUUUCAACUUGGACCCUAACCGGGUUUUGGACAUCAUCCUUGAGGUUUAUGAGAGUCGCUCAGAUCAAGACGAGUUUUUCUUGUCGCUCAUUAAGUCCUACAUGUGUGAGCCACUCACACUCUGCCACAUUUUGGGCUUCAAGUUUAAAUUCUACCAGGAGCCCAAUGAGGAAACCCCAAAGUCACUUUACCACAUUGCUGCUGCACUGCUCCACCACAAUCUAAUAGAGUUGGAAGACCUUUAUGUACAUCUGAUGCCAUUAGAUGCCACUAUUAUUGAAGAACACAAGCGGGAAAUCUCAGAGGCCAAGCAGAUCGCUCGGAAACUGGUGAUGGUGGUGCUUCCCUCAGACAAAAGUGAAGACAGAGAGAAGGAGAAAGAGAAAGAAGAGGAGAAACUGGAAAAGCCACCUGAUAAUCAAAAGCUUGGUCUCCUGGAGGCACUACUUAAAAUUGGAGACUGGCAACACGCCCAGAGUAUUAUGGACCAGAUGCCCUCCUUUUCUUCUGCUUCUCACAAAACCAUCGCACUGGCACUCUGCCAGCUCGUCCACCUAACUGUGGAGCCUCUUUACCGAAGGGUUGGCGUCCCCAAAGGGGCGCGGGGGUGUGCCAUGCACGCUCUGAGGAACAGUCGGGCUCCCCGGCCGGCAGAGAGUUUUGAAGAUCUGCGCAAGGACACGUUCAGCAUGCUCUCCUACUUGGGCCCCCACCUCUCUCAUGACCCCAUCCUGUUUGCAAAGAUCGUGCGCCUGGGAAAGGCUUUCAUGAAGGAGUACCAAAGUGAUGGCAGACCUGAGGUCAAAGACAAGAUGGAAAUAUUGCUGAGUUGUUUCCUGAGCAUUGCAGACCAGGUGCUGCUGCCCUCCCUCUCUUUGAUGGAGUGCAAUGCUUGUAUGUCAGAGGAACUCUGGGGUCUCUUCAAGCUCUUUCCCUAUCAUCACAGGUACCGGCUGUACGGGCAGUGGAAGAAUGAGACGUAUUCCAGCCAUCCGCUGUUGGUAAAAGUCAAAGCUCAGACUGUGGAAAGAGCAAAGUAUAUUAUGAAGCGUUUGACCAAAGAGAAUGUGAAACAAUCUGGAAGGCAGAUUGGCAAACUGAGCCACAGCAAUCCCACCAUCCUGUUUGAUUAUAUGUUGUCUCAAAUUCAAUGGUACGACAACCUCAUCGUUCCUGUGGUGGAUUCCUUGAAAUACCUCACAUCCCUCAACUAUGAUGUGCUGGCCUAUUGCAUCAUCGAGGCCCUGGCCAAUCCAGAGAAGGAGAAGAUGAAGCAUGACGACACUACCAUCUCCUCGUGGCUCCAGAGUCUGGCAAGUCUGUGUGGAGCCGUGUUCAGAAAAUACCCAAUUGAGUUGGGGGGUCUCCUUCAGUAUGUCACCAACCAGCUGAAAGCAGGGAAGAGCUUUGACCUCCUGAUUCUGAAGGAAGUUGUGCAGAAGAUGGCCGGCAUUGAGAUUACAGAUGAGAUGACCUCAGAACAGUUAGAGGCCAUGACAGGAGGAGAACAGCUCAAAGCAGAGGGGGGUUACUUUGGUCAGAUCAGAAACACCAAAAAGUCUUCACAGCGUCUGAAGGAUGCACUUCUGGACCACGAACUGGCUCUUCCACUGUGUUUGCUCAUGGCUCAGCAACGAAACGGUGUUGUUUUCUUAGAGGGGGGAGAGAAACACCUUAAACUUGUAGGACAUCUUUAUGAUCAGUGCCAUGACACACUGGUGCAGUUUGGUGGCUUUUUGGCGUCGAACCUCAGCACAGAGGAUUACAUCAAACGAGUUCCCUCCAUCGAUGUUCUCUGUAACCAGUUUCACACUCCUCAUGACGCCGCCUUCUUUCUUUCUCGGCCAAUGUACGCCCAUCAGAUUUUGUCCAAGUACGACGAGUUGAAGAAAGCAGAAAAAGGGAACCGGCAGCAGCAGAAGGUGCACAAAUACAUGUCAGCCUGUGAGCAGGUCAUGACACCGGUGCAUGAGGCGGUGGUUUCCCUGCACCCUCCCCGGGUCUGGGAUGAUCUCCGCCCUCAGUUCUAUGCCACAUUCUGGUCUCUCACCAUGUACGACUUGGCCGUGCCGCAUUCUGCCUACGACCGGGAGGUCAACAAGCUCAAAGUUCAGAUUAAAGCCAUCGAGGAUAACUCUGAGAUUCCCCUAAAUAAGAAAAAGAAGGAGAAGGAGCGCUGCACAGCUCUGCAGGAAAAACUACAGGAAGAGGAGAAGAAGCAGAUGGAUCACGUCCAAAGAGUUCUGCACCGCCUCAAACUGGAGAAAGACAACUGGUUGUUAGCAAAAUCCACAAAGAACGAGACCAUCACUAAGUUCCUGCAGCUUUGUCUGUUCCCUCGCUGCAUCUUCUCUUCCAUUGACGCCGUGUACUGUGCCCGCUUUGUGGAGCUGGUCCACCAGCAGAAGACCCCCAACUUUUGUACUCUUCUUUGUUAUGACAGAGUUUUCUCUGCCAUCAUUUACACUGUGGCCAGCUGUACAGAGAACGAGUCGCAUCGUUACGGACGCUUCCUCUGCUGCAUGUUGGAGACGGUGACAAGGUGGCACAGCAAUCGCGCCACAUAUGAGAAGGAGUGUGUCAACUACCCUGGCUUCCUGACCAUCUUCAGAGCUACAGGCUUUGAUGGGGGGAACAAAGCGGACCAGCUGGAUUACGAGAACUUCAGGCAUGUGGUGCACAAGUGGCACUACAUGCUGACUAAAGCUUCCGUUCACUGCCUGGAGACCGGAGAUUACACCCACAUCCGGAACAUUCUGAUAGUUCUCACCAAGAUCCUGCCCUGCUACCCAAAAGUCCUGAACCUCGGCCAAGCGCUGGAGUGCCGGGUCCACAAGAUCUGCCUCGAGGAGAAGGAUAAGAGACCAGACCUCUAUGCCUUAGCAAUGGGUUAUUCAGGUCGGUUGAAAAGCCAGAAGGUACACAUGGUUCCUGAAAAUGAGUUUCACCACAAGGAUCAGCAAGCCCGCAGUGCCACGCCUGCAAGCCAGCAGAAUGGUCCUGGCAGCGCCGGGAAACCUGCCGCCAGCUCCAUCAAGACCGAGGAGGGGCCGAUGGAGGACGGUGAUCGGGGGAAAGAUAAAUCUCAGGGGAUUGUAAAGCCAGUGAACAAAGCCAACAAUGCAGCAGCUAAAGUGGCCACCAGCAACGGGAACGGUGCUGUCAACAGCACCAAAGCCGUCAAAGAGCGGGACGAGAAAGAAAAGAGUGGGAAGGAGAAGAAAGAAAAGAAAGAAAAGGCAUUAGGCAGCACUCCAGAAAACAAGGCGGAGAACCGCAGAGAGAAGCAGAGAGACGAAAGGUUAGGCAAGGAGGAGCGAGUGGCUCGCGAGGGUAAGGAGAAGACCCCCAAGACAGACCGGGAGAAAGUGAAGCCAGAAGAGAAGAUCAACAAAGACGACAAGGUCAAAGCUGGAAACGGGGACGCCACGGAGCUGUCCAGGGAGCGAGACGUCAUCAAGGAGUCCAAGAGCAAGGAGAAAGGAGACAGGAGCGCUGCAGCUGCAACCCUCAAGUCACCAACUCCCAGAUCUGACUCUGUUGAAUCUGAGCGGGAUCAUAAAAGACGAAAGAUCGACAGCCACUCUUCCCCAUCCCACUCUUCAUCUGCUAAGCCUAGCUCUCGAAGGUCAGAGGUCAAGAGAGGAGUAUGCUGUCGGUCCGGCCAGCCUCGACUCCCCUCUCCCCCACACCCCCUUCUUCCAACUCUCUACUGCUGUCUGACAACCUCCUCCCAAAUCCCCACCCCCUCCCAGCUCAUCUGUCAUCUCCAUUCAUCCUUACAGGACAAUAGCAACGAACCCAAGGAGUCCGCACCCAAGCACCACAUCAACUUUAAUUCAGUUGACCGGUCCAAGAGCAGAGAGAGGGAAACGGAGAAGAAAGAAACAGAGAACGCUCAAGGCCGACCCAAAGAGAAGAAAGAAGAAAAAGAGCGGAAGGACAGGAAAAGAGAUCACAUCAUCAACGAUCAUGAGAUGAACCUGGAAUCCAAACGCAGGAAGGAGGAGAACGAUUCCUCCAAAAACGGCAAAAGCACAAGUCCUACCUGCGACUCGCCGCUGUCAGUGGAAAAAGAGAAGAGCAAACGAUCCAAGUCGUCCAGCAAAGAGAAGGCAGAAUCCAUGAAACCCGAGCGGACGUCCUCCGGAGGCAAAAAGGAGUCCAGACACGACAAAGACAAGUCUGAAAAGAAAGAGAAGAGGGACAGCAGUGGAGGAAAGGAAGACAAAAAGCAUCAUAAAUCCUGUGACAAGCACAGAUAAUGUGCACUAGUCAGUUGAGGUAAGAACCAUCGGGCUUCUCUCUGGGCUCUAAAAACAGCCCCGCGAGUCGUACCUGAUCUAUUUUUCUGUCCUCUGGGAUCCACGUGUGCUUCAGCAGAACUGGAGAAGCUGCGCUUUUAUCCACAAAGACAUCUGCGACUCCCUUCUUUAGCUGUUGUAGCUUUUAUUGUUUUGUUUUGUAAGCUCCACGCCUUUUAUUUUGACCAUUUCAAACAGGAAGCCAACUGAAAUACUGAUAUCUUCUGUUCCUAUUCCAAACGGGCGCGUUGUGCUGCUGUGAUCACAGUGUUUUCUUCUUUCUGUCAUUGUGGUUACUGGAUGAAAUGGUUUCUUUGUAGCACCUGGUCAUGGAAUCAAAAAUAUUCUUUUUGUAUUUUUUUUUUUGCUUGUUUUAUUGGAUUUAACAUGCUUUCCAUACUCACUUACCUCAUGUCCUUUUGAGACGCAUUUUAUUUAUUUAGCUCCCUUUUAAUCACACAGGAAGUGUAAGUGAGAUAAAACAAAACAAAGGACCAGUUUGUAUAUUAUGUACAAUAAUAAAGAGUAACAUGAAAUGAAAGUCAUGUUAUUUCUUUUUUUUUUCUCCUUCGAUGUCUCAUACUGUCCUGUGAUAUUUUCCUUUUCUGUUAAUCAGGUUUUUACAUAAUUUAUCUGUCAGUUCAACCUUGAUUCAGAUGUAGAAUUGUAAAGAAAAACUGCUCAAAAAAUUCUGAUGCUCUGUAUUCCAAAUACACCUGUUUGAAAAAAAAAAACUUUGGAGAUUUUAUCUGCUGUACUCGAGUGUAUGCUUUUCUUUUUUUAAAAAAAGUCAACUUAAUAAAUGCUAGUUUUCAUAGUGUGGAACUUUGA
Molecule: messenger RNA, 5842 nt
Organism: Oryzias melastigma (Indian medaka)
Lineage: Eukaryota; Metazoa; Chordata; Actinopteri; Beloniformes; Adrianichthyidae
Gene: thoc2
Product: THO complex 2
Exons: 38
Coding region: 80-4972 (1630 amino acids)
Biological process (GO): mRNA export from nucleus; mRNA processing
Cellular component (GO): THO complex part of transcription export complex
Molecular function (GO): mRNA binding
Source: RefSeq, a predicted model, not a curated record